Striga asiatica is the source of this 399-nucleotide messenger RNA. The record is from the annotation of a GenBank genome assembly. Lineage: Eukaryota; Viridiplantae; Streptophyta; Magnoliopsida; Lamiales; Orobanchaceae.
AUGCAUGUGGACAGUGAAAUUGAACAAGGGGAGGGCUUGUGUGAAUUUGAGACGAUAUUUGAUGCUGGGAGAAAAAUAUGGACUACAAAAGGAGAAGAACAAGAAGCCGGCAAGAAAGACUUCAUUAAUGCCCUCGAGCUUUUGGAAAGGGAGCUCGGGGAGAAGCCCUACUUUGGAGGCGAAAAAUUCGGGUUUGUUGAUGUGGCCUUCAUUGGCUUCUACUGCUGGUUUUACACAUACGAAACGUGUGGUAAGUUCAGCAUUAAAGAACAAUUCCCAAAGCUGAUUGAAUGGGGCGAAAGGUGCAUGAUGAAGGAGAGUGUUUCGAAAUCAUUGGCCGAUCCUAAGGAAGUUUAUGAGUUUGUGCUGAUGCUGAAGAAGAAGUAUGGGUUUGAGUAG